UUACUCACAAAAGACCAUCUGAUUCAAUUUGAAUUGUUGGGAAUCAGUUAGCUGCAGUUAGUGAACGUAAACAUAAUAUGACCAUCAUUCUGGACAUGGAUUUUCCAGAAAUUGCCAGUCUGUUGUGGAAACAAAACAGACUGAAAACAUUCAAGAAAUGGCCUUUCAAGAACUCAGACAAGUGUAACGUAGGAAGUAUGGCUGCUGCUGGAUUUUAUUUUGUUGGAAAUCAAGAUGAGCCCGAUUUAGUCGAAUGUUUUAUCUGUAAUAAGCAACUAGAUGGGUGGGAAUCGCACGAUGAUCCAUGGACAGAACAUGUAAAGCACAAACCUGACUGCUUCUUUGUAACUUUGAAUAAGAUGAAUGAAAAAGAUUGGACAGUAGAAGAACUGUACAAAUUGUAUAAAAAGCACCAAUACAACAAAUAUGUGCAGGACUCAACUUCAAUGCUUCUGAAACUGCAAGAUGAAGCUGCAGCCUUAAAAAAUGAACUAUUUGCAAUGCAUCAAAAAAACAGUGGCUUAUAAUAGCUCAAAUGAAGUGUUGCCUGAUUGUUACUGUCCACAAUUUAUACAAUAAAAUUAUCACAAACGUAUACGUUUAGAGAUUUCGAUCGCCAACAAUGACGUCGUUUGGAAAAAAAAUGGAACGACGUCGGUACGAUGUUCUUUCUUGAGAGAUAUACUCAAUAAGCUCGAGAAAAAAUUGGAAAUAUGGAAAAACAAGAUCGAAAGGCGGUUUUUCUCGCUACCAACCACUUCUUCAGUGUGUUGCGUGGUUGACAAACUGCUUUGCGAUUACAUUAUCUGAACAUUUCUGUUUUGCAUUUUUCGACAUUAAAUGUUCUG
Molecule: messenger RNA, 848 nt
Organism: Pseudomyrmex gracilis
Lineage: Eukaryota; Metazoa; Arthropoda; Insecta; Hymenoptera; Formicidae
Gene: Det
Product: baculoviral IAP repeat-containing protein 5-like
Exons: 4
Coding region: 78-527 (149 amino acids)
Source: RefSeq, a predicted model, not a curated record